Messenger RNA from Williopsis jadinii, 1292 nucleotides. RefSeq lists its product as uncharacterized. Lineage: Eukaryota; Fungi; Ascomycota; Saccharomycetes; Phaffomycetales; Wickerhamomycetaceae. The record is from RefSeq and is a predicted model, not a curated record. The transcript has a single exon. Bases 85 to 951 code for a protein of 288 amino acids.
AUUGUUCUGAGUUAUUGGCUUAGAACAGAACAGCUGAUAUCGCAACGUCAGGGGACUGUGUUAUUGCAUCGUCACAGAGCAGAAAUGUCUAGCACUGGAGCCAUCGAUCAAACUACACCAGUGCGUCAGAGGAUCAUCUCCGAAACCACUGGUUUGGUCAAGUUCAACAUUACAAAGAAGAAGAUCGAAGAAAGAACUUCAGAGAAUGCUAAGUUUGUCAAGCUGGAAGCAGAGAUGAACAGGAAAUCUGCACCAACACCACCAAAAAGACCUUUAACGUCUAUGGCUGUGAAGCCAACCAUCGUUCCGUACUCACCUUCGAGAAGGGGCAAUAACAACACUGCUAUGAAUGAAACCGGUGACAAUAACGUGGCAGCACCAAUCAACAAAGACCUGAUGCUUGAGCUGGCUGAAAAGCAACGUGAGGUUCUGGAGUUCAAGGAGAACAUGGAGACAUUGAAGUUCAAACUUGCAAAUGCUGAAAGAGAGCUGCGUGAAAUUGAGCGUAAAUGCAACACCAAUAUCAAGAUACAGCAUACAGAAAAGGGUACCCCAAAGCCUAACCUGUCUUCGAAACCUUCUCUGCAAUCCUUUAAGGCUUCCUUGAACAUGAACAACACAAACAGCAACAUGUCACCUCCAAAGGCUAUCAACUACGAUACUCUUAAAAGGAAGAUUUCAUUACCUCAAUUGUCCAAGCUGAAAGACAGAAACUCCCCCUUCAACCAGACACUAAAUGAAAACAUUCAAAGGUUCCAAAAGGAAUCCAACAUCAUAUUAGAGCGUGGGCUGACGUUUGUCAACAAUCUUCGUAACGAUAUGUUCAGAGAGGAGCACGCCAGCGAUUUUGAGCUAUCAAGUGAAGAGGAAGCAGGGGAAGAGGGAGAAACAUCGUAUCUGAGUGACUAUGGGGAUGCAGAUGCAAGUGACUACAUGCUAGCAGUUAAGUAAAUCAGGUUAUAGAAAUUCUAAUAUUAAUUUCUUUUAUUUGUUUCCAUCUCAUGGACAAUUGUUGAAUGGUACAUUCAACCUAUUUAAAUGUUUGAGAUACAAUGAACUGUGUAGCUUUCAAGGCCUGAUAUCUGACUUCUGAAUUCUUGUGGUUCAAUAAGUCCAUGAUCGUAUGUUUCUUAUCAACUUUGCUCAAGAUUUCGAUCGAUUUUGGAUCCAACUUGAGAAUCCUACCAAUGUCGCCCAAAACCAACACUAGGCUCUUUGGCUCCAUGUGUGGAACAUCCAACAGCUUUAACAACUGCUUGAACACUUUAUAGUUGUUAUCUUGGAAUUUCUCC